Messenger RNA from Darwinula stevensoni, 1284 nucleotides. NCBI's taxonomy places the organism in Eukaryota, Metazoa, Arthropoda, Ostracoda, Podocopida, Darwinulidae. The record is from the annotation of a GenBank genome assembly.
CCUCCAGAGUGCAAGAUAACUCAACAGGGCGGUGAAUACAUUGGAAGGAAGAACGUGAGCUAUUCAGGUUUCGCAUGCAAACCUUGGGGGGAAGAAUGGAGAACCACAAUUCUUGGAAAUGGGACGUUCUUCAUACCUGCAUUUCCGGAUUACAAAGAAACUGAGGAAACUCACAACUUCUGUCGCAACCCUGAUGGAGACGGCGCUCCUUGGUGUUCCAUUGAAAAUGAUAUGAACUUUGAAUACUGUGAUAUUCCCUUCUGCGAGAUCCAAGAAGUUCAAGUUGGACCCGAGGGGAACGUGUAUCCCGAAUGUCGACUGACGGAGAAAGGAAAGGAAUAUGUGGGUACAAAGGAUGUGACUGAGACGGGAAAACCUUGUCUCGAUUGGAGUUCUCAGCCGUAUGGCAUGCCAUGGGAUUUCUUCAAUCAGAAAAUGCAUUUUUCUGAGCACUUCUUGAAUUUGAACCCGUCAAUCCACAAGAAUUACUGCCGAAACCCUGCUCUGUACAGGGAAAAGCCAUGGUGCUUCGUCUCUGACGCAGACAUCGAGUGGGAAUACUGCGACAUUCCUUUCUGUCACAACCUUAGUGCGUCCCUCAACUCAAUCUUGCCGCCCGAAUGCAAGCUAACGGAAAUUGGCGGGGAAUAUGUCGGAAGGUGGAACACGACCAUAUCGGGAUUUCAGUGCAAACAUUGGAUGGCAAAUUUUCCAAGAAGUGGCAAUGCGAUUAGCCAAUUAUUGUCUGCAUUUCCAGAUGAAGUUGAUGGGAGCCACAACUUCUGCCGCAACCCUGAUGGCAUGGGCCAUGGGCCAUGGUGUUAUUUAAGGGAAAAGGGCAAAGGAUUUGAUUGGGAAUAUUGCGAUGUUACUUCUUGUCCUCAGACAGGAGAACGAUGCGAUAUUCGCGUCUCGGGAAAUUGCAUAAGUGGGUCUUCUUUCUUCAUUGUCUUGAAUGUCUUCGGAUUGCACACUAUCAUUUAUUCUACCUUUGUGGAACAUCAAUCUAUAAGUCCAAAGGAGUGCAAAGAUGACCGAAAAGGACUGAAUUAUGUGGGAAAGAAGAACAUUACGAAAUCAGGUUAUCGUUGCCAGCAGUGGAUGACCAGGAUACCCAAUGCUUUAAGAGAAGAUUUCUAUUGGAAAGCUAAAUCAUUCCCGGACGACUUACAUCCUUCUCACAACUUUUGUCGGAAUCCUGAUGGAUCGUGGAAAGGGCCUUGGUGCUAUAAUGGAGAUGGAACUGAUCCUGAAAGAGAUGACUGUGAUAUCGAAUAUUGUGGA